Molecule: messenger RNA, 513 nt
Organism: Pteronotus mesoamericanus
Lineage: Eukaryota; Metazoa; Chordata; Mammalia; Chiroptera; Mormoopidae
Gene: HBM
Product: hemoglobin subunit mu
Exons: 3
Coding region: 60-485 (141 amino acids)
Biological process (GO): oxygen transport; hydrogen peroxide catabolic process
Cellular component (GO): haptoglobin-hemoglobin complex; hemoglobin complex; blood microparticle
Molecular function (GO): haptoglobin binding; peroxidase activity; organic acid binding
Source: RefSeq, a predicted model, not a curated record
CCGCUAUAAGGAGGCCUGGGCGGCGGCCGCGGACUUCCAGAGCACGCCACGCCCGCGCCAUGCUCAACGCUCAGGAGCGCGCCCACGUCGCACAGGUCUGGGACCUGAUCGCAGGACACGAGGCGCACUUCGGGGCGGAGCUGCUGCUCAGGCUCUUCACUGUGUACCCCAGCACCAAGACCUACUUCAAGCACAUGGGCGCCUGCCCUGACGAGGUGCACCUGCUGAGCCAAGGACAGCGCAUGCUAGAGGCAGUGGGCGUUGCCGUGCAGCACGUGGACAACCUGCGCGCGGCCCUGAGCCCGCUCGCGGACCUGCACGCGCACUUGCUACGCGUGGACCCUUCCAAUUUCCCACUGCUGAUCCAGUGUUUCCAGGUGGUGCUGGCCUCCCACCUACAGAACGAGUUCACGGUGGAGAUGCAGGCUGCGUGGGAUAAGUUCCUGACGGGCGUGGCCAUAGUGCUGACCGAGAAGUACCGCUGAGUCCUGUGUCCCGCAUGUAAAUAAACAG